This is a messenger RNA of Egretta garzetta (little egret), 1275 nucleotides long. RefSeq names its product MOB family member 4, phocein (gene MOB4). The transcript has 8 exons. The record is from RefSeq and is a predicted model, not a curated record. Bases 601 to 1182 code for a protein of 193 amino acids. Lineage: Eukaryota; Metazoa; Chordata; Aves; Pelecaniformes; Ardeidae. Gene Ontology annotation, cellular component: cytoplasm.
CCUUGGCGAGCGCCCGUGAAGUCAUCGAGUGUUAGCUGGGGCCAAGCGCCGCUUCCUAGGGCUGAGGCUUUCCCCGGGCACCGGGCUGUUUUCCUGGUACGUGUCAGUGCGUUGCUGCUGUCGCCGUGAGGAUCCUGCACACGCCGGCGGCUGAGUGGGAUCACCGGGCGGCCGUGCAAGUAGGCCUCGGCUGGGAGCUCGGCGCGGUCGGGCAGACGGCGCCUGGCCUGCUCAUCUGGAGAGAGAAGUCACCCUGCCCGACGUGACCUGCCCUCCUCUCGCGGGGAGCCCGGGCUGUUGCCAAAUCGUUCUCUUAAUCAAAAUGAAAUUGAUGUAUUUCUGGGCUUCCAAGGUCAUCCUGAGAAAGCUGCAUCUCAAACAUAGCAUAGGCUACGUUUUUUAGCUUAUUUCCCAGAUGUAAUCUUCUGUGGGGCCUUUAUGCAAGACUCGUUCACUCUGCUUUUGUGAGGAGAGCUCGUGGCCAGAAACGGAGCAGUAUAUGGCACAAUGUUGUAGGAAAAUGCAUCUCUUUUCUCCUCCUGUUCUUUGUCGUAUUGUACGGAGGAUUUCUACAAUUGGCCUGAUGAAUCCUUUGAAGAAAUGGAUAGUACGUUAGCCGGUCAGCAGUAUAUUCAGCAAAACAUAAGGGCAGACUGUUCCAACAUUGAUAAGAUCCUUGAACCUCCUGAAGGCCAGGAUGAAGGUGUAUGGAAGUAUGAACAUUUAAGACAAUUCUGCCUUGAGCUCAAUGGACUUGCUGUCAAGCUUCAGAGUGAAUGUCACCCAGACACGUGUACUCAGAUGACAGCAACCGAACAAUGGAUUUUUCUUUGUGCAGCUCAUAAAACUCCCAAAGAGUGUCCUGCUAUAGACUACACUAGACACACGCUUGAUGGAGCUGCAUGUCUUCUGAAUAGCAAUAAAUAUUUCCCCAGCAGGGUUAGCAUAAAGGAAUCGUCUGUAGCCAAAUUAGGAUCAGUGUGCCGAAGGAUUUACAGAAUAUUUUCACAUGCUUAUUUUCAUCACCGGCAGAUAUUUGAUGAAUAUGAAAAUGAAACUUUCUUGUGUCACCGGUUCACCAAAUUUGUGAUGAAAUAUAAUCUGAUGUCCAAGGAUAACCUGAUUGUACCGAUUUUGGAAGAAGAAGUGCAGAAUUCAGUGUCAGGGGAGAGCGAGGCAUGAUGGGAAUGGCAGUACAGAAGCCUGUACUGAUGAUAAACAGAACAUUAAUUAUGUACUGUAUAUAUCAUUUUAGACACUUCAAUCACGUAUCCU